This is a messenger RNA of Linum tenue, 840 nucleotides long. Lineage: Eukaryota; Viridiplantae; Streptophyta; Magnoliopsida; Malpighiales; Linaceae. The record is from the annotation of a GenBank genome assembly.
AAAGCGCGAAAUAUUCCGAGUGCAUAUAAAUACUUUCAUCGCCACUUUAGGGUUUGCACUUAGCAGCCGGAGAGUGAGUAGAAGGUUUACCGCAGCCGCCGUCGUUGCAGAGUGCAGAAGUUUGGAAGGAGCCAUGGCCAGAAUCAAGGUACACGAGCUGAGGCAGAAGUCGAAGGCGGAGCUUUUGAAUCAGUUGAAGGAUCUCAAGGCUGAGCUUGCCCUUCUCCGCGUUGCUAAGGUCACCGGCGGUGCUCCUAACAAGCUCUCCAAGAUCAAGGUGGUGCGCUUGUCUAUUGCCCAAGUGUUGACUGUGAUUUCGCAGACGCAGAAAUCUGUUCUGCGCGAGGCCUACAAGAACAAGAAGUUCUUGCCUCUCGAUCUCCGUCCCAAGAAGACCAGAGCCAUCAGGAGGAGGCUUACCAAGCACCAGCAAUCACUGAAGACUGAGCGGGAGAAGAAGAGAGAAAUGUACUUCCCCAAGAGAAAGUAUGCAAUUAAGGUGUAGAACUAGCCAGGAAAGUUCCGUUUGCUAUUUUCUCUAUAUCUGAAGAGUUAUGAAGGAAGUGCAUUUUGGUACGAUGAACUGUUUUGCCUUUUGUAUUCUCGUAUUUUGGGUAGUCAAUGUGUGAGCUGAGCAUCGACUCAAAGUUUUGGUUAUAUGGAUUGUUAUUUUACUGAAAGUGAUUCAGUUAGGUUUUUGGUAAUGCAUCAUGUAUUAUCAGUAGUCUGGAUUGGUAGGCAUUACAUGGUAACGUCUUCAUAUAAUCUGCAGCAAAGCAUUAAGACUUUGCACCGGAAAGGAAAAGCUUGGUAGAUCAAGUGUAUAAGCACACCAUAACA